Messenger RNA from Parascedosporium putredinis, 846 nucleotides. The record is from the annotation of a GenBank genome assembly. NCBI's taxonomy places the organism in Eukaryota, Fungi, Ascomycota, Sordariomycetes, Microascales, Microascaceae.
AUGGCCACUUGGAAGGAGAGGGGAGAGGUACCGGACUCAGAAGAUGAGUUUGGUUCUGACACCGACGAAAACGCCACCCUCCCGUCCGCCACACCUGUGCUAGACACGCAAACAAAGAACGUCACCGAUAAUAAGAAACUAUGCUCGCGUCUUCUCCCCGGAUCCUCUCGCAUUCUCCCCGAGAGGGAGCCGAUCGCACGAAACCUGUCGGCCAGCCCAGGCUCUCGCACAACUGGAAAGGAAAUAGCUGGUAGUGGGGGAUUCGAUAGUCAGCCAACAUGUCUUCCAACAGCGGAUCCCGAGGUUGACGAGCCCCGAGAGGCCGAGAGGAGAGUAGACAUCGAACCUGCGGCCGGCGACCAGCUCGGCCCCCGACACACCGUACUUUCAGGAGCGGAAAGCACAGAUCUAGGUGCUGAAGAAGGCCCUUUGGAUUUCUCGCUAAGCAACGAUGAAUCUAUUGAUUUUCCUCCUGAAUACCUCCAGUUUCAAGAUUUUGGACUAGGAAAUAGGACCUUUCGCCCGCGGAAGCCGAUCCAAAAACACCCAUACGCUCUAGAGAAUGCCUUGUAUUCAAAGAUCUUCAAGUCCCACGGAUUAAAGCCCGUGCGUCUAGAAACUCAGUCCAGCCAACGCCGAAAUCCCGAGCCGGAGGAUGACUCGCAGGAGCGAGAUUUCGAGGACGAGACGCAGGAGACGGGCGACACGGUUGAUCUUUCCGAUGAGAGCCAAGCGCAGGCUCCUCUUGACGAGCCCCAGAUACAUGUUGACCUGCCAUCCUCCCCGAUCACGCCGAUUGCUUCUCUUCCACCGCAUCACGGGGCCCUAGCAGCCAGCCAAGCGUGA